AUGUCAACUUUCAAUGGUCCUUCAGGAAUCCCUUUACUGAGAACAUCCAAGAAGCCUGCAGAGGAGGCAAAGAAAACAACUUACAUAAAAACCAAACAGCAGUUCGCAACAGCAAAGAGCAGUCAUUUCAGAAAAGGAUUUUUUGAAAGAAAAACAGAAAAAGAAAAGUUUCUUGACGAAGCUUCUAGACUGCAAAAUGAAAUAUCUGAGUACAAGGAAAGUGUGGCAGUAGCCCAGCAAAAGCUGAAUCAGGAAAAGGACAGAUUGUCAGAAGUCCAGAAGUGUGCAGAAGAAAAAGAAAACCGUUUAACAGGUGAAAUAGAGGAACUGCAAGCAAAGAAUUCAACCUUGGAAGAAAAAACGACCAGCUAUGAAAAGAAACUUCUGCUGUGCAACAUCAAUCCAGUGACACUUGAGCACAUGAAUGAUGACCAGACACAGAGAGAUGUGCUGUCAAAGAGAAGAGAUGUAGCACGGGAAAAUGUGGGAUUGUUGAAGAAAAGAGUUGACAGUUUGAAUGAAGAAUCCUCAAAAUUACUUGAAAAUAUGAAGAAUUUAGGUGUUGACAUUGACAAAAUUGCCGCAGAUGUGACAUUACCAUCAGAAGAAACAUGAAGCUACCUGCCUACUUUAACAUAAAGAGGGUCUGUAGAUAUAAACAGUGGUGCAGUGGGUGUUAGAAGAUAUGUAACCAACAGAAGGGAAC
Ylistrum balloti is the source of this 706-nucleotide messenger RNA. RefSeq lists its product as uncharacterized. The coding region runs from base 1 to 615 and encodes 204 amino acids. The record is from RefSeq and is a predicted model, not a curated record. Lineage: Eukaryota; Metazoa; Mollusca; Bivalvia; Pectinida; Pectinidae. The transcript has 8 exons.